AUGACGAUCUUUAACUGGGUGCAGAAAAAGCUGCACCAAAAUGUCAUCAAAGAAAUAGAUGGUGUGGCAAAAAGCGAGAAGGAGAAGAAGAGUGAAGGAAAAAGUGAGAUAGAGAAGAACACGAAAGCUAUAUUUGAUCAGGUUGGGUUAGUGGGUGCUCUUGAUAACUGGUUCGAUGGAGUUCUCACCAUCGGCACAUUCGGUUUUGACACAUUGAAAUUUCAAGAAGAAGAAGACGAAAUAGAUGAUGAUGAUGAAUGUGAGACUGAGGGUCUCGACUAUGUCGUAAUCGAUGGUAGUAUCGUCAAAAACGUUAACCAAGAGUCACAUCCUCUUAUCUCCAGUGAAAAUAAGUUUUAUGAUCAUCAUGAGGAUUUAGUGGUAUUGGACAUUGAUCACUUUGACUCGGUCAAAACCGUUGAAAGGCCGGUGGUCGUGGCCGCGGUGGAGGCCGAGGUUGAGCCGGAGAAGAAGAGGAUAACACUAGCCGAGCUUUUCAUCGAAGAAGAUGGUACGUGUCCCGGCAAGAAGAAACCAAAGAACCCUAAUCUUAAUGUUGAUGGUCAGGAGGUAAAAUAUUAUAAACAAGACGGGUCAAAGCUAACUAGUAAGCUCUCGUUUGCUAAGAAGAAGAUGAUCAAUUCAAAGUCUAAAGAUAAAGAAGAAGACUCGCGUCCAGUAAAAAAAGUGCAUGACUCGCGUCCAAUCAAGAAAGUGCAUCAGAUGAUAAAGAGGAUGUUAAAGAAGAAGAUCCAUCCAGAUAUCGAUGCGACUAAGGCUUCUAAAAAUGACGUUCCAUACAAGCCAACCCGGAAAUGUGAAGCUCUCGAGUCACUUUAUCUUCUUAACAUUCAAGAUUGCGUGGCCUAG
Messenger RNA from Thlaspi arvense, 870 nucleotides. The record is from the annotation of a GenBank genome assembly. NCBI's taxonomy places the organism in Eukaryota, Viridiplantae, Streptophyta, Magnoliopsida, Brassicales, Brassicaceae.